Molecule: messenger RNA, 1111 nt
Organism: Monascus purpureus
Lineage: Eukaryota; Fungi; Ascomycota; Eurotiomycetes; Eurotiales; Aspergillaceae
Source: the annotation of a GenBank genome assembly
CACCAUUUCAUCCUCAUCUCCUUCUCUACCUAUCAUCCAAGAAUUCCGUGAAUCUCAUUCCUCAGUCCACCACCCGUAAUGUCCCAGCCCACCACUGUCCACGUUUCAGGCAUCUCGCCUGCCACCACCGAUAAGGAGGUUCAGGAUUUCUUCAGCUUCUGUGGAAAGAUCACUUCUAUCUCGGUGACGCCGGUCUCCAGUGAAUCAGACUCUCUCAAGUCCGCAACCGUGACUUUCGAAAAGGAAGCAGCCGCCAAAACUGCCAUCCUUCUCGACAAUACCCAAUUAGGCCCGUCGACCGUGCACGUCACCGCAGCGCAGACCCUCGACGACAUCGCCGGCAGCAAAGCCGGUGCUGAUACCGAGAUUCCAGACGAAGGCCACAUUCCACAGGAAGAUAAGCCCCGCUCUCGAAUCGUCGCUGAGUACCUCGCCCAUGGCUACGCGCUGAGCGACCAGGCCCUCCAGAAGGCAAUCGCCCUCGACCAGAAGCACGGCGUGUCCACUAAAUUCACCACGGCCCUGUCCAACUUCGACAAGAAGUACCACGCCACCGAUCGUGUAAGGGGAUUCGAUGAGAGUUACAAGAUCAGCGACAAGGCUUCCACUGGCUGGCGGGGGCUUCAUUCGUACUUCGAGAAGGCUCUCGGCACGCCUUCCGGGCAGAAGCUCCGUGACUUCUAUGUCAAGACCGACAAGCAGGUGCGGGACAUCCACGAGGAGGCGAGGAGAUUGGCAGACUUGAAGAACGGGAAGACAGAUACGUCUGCAUCAGCACCUACGCCUGCCGCUGCUGCUGCUGCUGCUGCUCCCACAACCGCAUCAUCUUCCGAGCCUGCUCCUCCGUCUACCGCUCCUGCUGGACCAACAGCCUAAGCCUCCCAUAUGUUUUUUUUUUUCAAUUAAUCUCCUAGAAUGACUUUAUUUCUCCUCUGAACCAUGAUGUCAUGUCUCUGUGAAUGAACGCGUCACGAUAAUUUACCACCCGCUGACUGAUUAAUUUACAAUUAUCGAAAUGAGUGUUAUAUAUAUAUAUAUAUAUAUCGAAGUGCUUUGCACAGGGAGCGAUACCAUACCAAUAUCAUAUACGAAGUAAAUAAACUAUUCUCAG